UUCACUUGGGUCUCCAUCCUGCGGUAGUGUAAUCAACGAUGAACCAGUUUACAUCCACACAAUGAGACACGCUUACCAGCAACCCUGGGAGGUUCAACAAUCUAGAAUGAUGACCGCCAGCUGCCAUCCCGUCCAACAAAAUUGUUACGUGGGAUACGGAAUGAAUGAUAUAGUUCCCAUACAGAUUCGACAAGGUCGCGGAAAAAGUUUAGAAAGCUUGGAGGAUACAGAAAGAGGUCCUGUAACCCACCUUACGUUUACCAAUGAAGGUGGACCACAAGCGUUGUACGUUAGUGGUGCAGGUCCUGGAAUGCCCUCUAGUAUCAUGUUGUCUGGAGGUCAACAGUGGCGCCGGUCAUAUGAUGAUGGCGAUAUCACGCCGACAAAUGAGGCUUCGAUACUAGCAAGUUACGAAGGUGGCGGAACAUUACCACGGCCCCGCGGAUUUGUUCGACCAAGGCCUGUUGCAAAAGUCACGGGCAAUACGAAGGCUGUACCUCAGUCGCAUUUUCAAGAUUUUAAUGAUAAAAUACCUUAUUCUCAACAACAUCAGCAGCAAGCUUAUAAUGAAUAUAUACAAUAUGCAACAUCGACUAGUAAAUAUUCACAUUUGUACAGCCCUCAUUUGACCAAGAAAAUGCCACCGCAACCACCUAAACGUCAGAGCUCGAAUUCAGGAUUAGAUGGUAUUUAUAAUGUAGGCUCCAUACAUCAAACCACAGUAGAAAUACAUGCAGAAAAUAAUUCUCCACCUAAUAAAAGUUUACCGAGCUUACACGAAUCUAAUAAGCAACUGCCGCUAAGUCUUCCUGCUUAUCCAUCGUCGGAUAGUUUAAGCUGCGUCAGCCUGGAAAGUGAAGGCCUGCCUUUACCUCCGCCACCAGCACCUUGUACCCCACCGACAGGUAUAAUGCCAUCUAGAUCUUGGACAGAUGGAACCAGUAGGAUGAAUGAAGAGCAAAUGCUUAUCAAUACUUUAGCAAAUCAAGCGCGUAAUGGUAGCGACGCCAGUUUUAAAUCUAGCUCAAGUACAGAAAGCGAUAGUCUGCCAUUCGCCAACGAGAAUGCAGGCACCAUCAAACAACGCGCCAACGCAAGCCUGAACCGCAACCAGAGUUCCCUAGAAUUCUCCCGGUCAAACUCUUUAUCCAGACAAAGCGGCCACAUGCAUUCAAGUUCACAAAAUGCAGAUUUAAAUUCAAUAACACCCCAUGAAAGUACAGAGCCAGCCGAUGUUCUGAGCGACAUAGGAAACAUGUUGGCAAAUUUAACCGAUGAAUUAGAUGCCAUGUUAGAAGAAGAGAAACGACAAGGUUUGACAGAUUCACAAUAAUAAAAAGUUACAGGUAAAAACGUUGGUUAGGACGCGUGUUACUUUUUUGAGAUGUCGUUAAAGUAUUACGCUGUGAUAUAGAGCUAGUGUAUUUUGGUUCAAAGUAUUAUAUACUUGUAAUGAAGUGGGCGCGGAAACAGGAGAAAGUAUAAAGAAAUUCAAUUUU
Molecule: messenger RNA, 1499 nt
Organism: Ctenocephalides felis (cat flea)
Lineage: Eukaryota; Metazoa; Arthropoda; Insecta; Siphonaptera; Pulicidae
Exons: 6
Coding region: 62-1333 (423 amino acids)
Biological process (GO): axonogenesis; cell surface receptor protein tyrosine phosphatase signaling pathway
Cellular component (GO): axon; focal adhesion
Molecular function (GO): signaling adaptor activity; protein phosphatase binding
Source: RefSeq, a predicted model, not a curated record